AUGGCCGCCGAAAAACGAGUCACAUUCACCGAAUCCAACACCGUUACCACCAAAACCCCCGUCCGCUCUACCAGAAGUUUAGCUCGCCGCGGAUCAGUCCGUACAGCGGGCUUCAACCGCCCACCCAAGACUGGACAAGUCAAGCGCGCUGGAGCGAUUAGACGUGGACACCGAAGAGCGUUGUCGAACCACAAGGAUGCGCGUGAUCUUUUCGAUUUCUGCGAUAUUCCGGAGGAGGAGGAGGAGAAGGGGGGUGCUUUGCGGAAUGUCCUCGAUACACUCGCUGAUGAGAGGGGUGUUAUGUCUACUGAAGUGAAGGUGCCCGACGCCCUCAUGUUCAUGACUUGUCUCUCUGCGAACAAGGAUGGUUCGCAGGUCGCUGUCGGUAGUGGAUCCAAGUCCCAAAACCUGUUCAUUUACGCACCUAUGGCGAGUUCGGGUCCUAAUCCUCCUACCAUGGUUCACAAGCAAACGCUGACUAUGCCCUCGCCUGUGUACGCAUUGGACUGGGCUCCAAGUGCUGUCCCCCGAGGAGAAGGAAUGGAGCAUCCCCUCCUCGUUGGAAGCAAGGACGGCAUGGUUCACCUCGUCGGUGUGAGAGCCGGAGAAUCUGGGCGUAUCAUUCGCCGCUUUAACCACAAAGCUCAUGUAGAGAUCCCUGCUUCGGCAUCAUCACGGAUCACGUCGCUCGGGUUUUUGCCGACCGAUAACCAGACGUUUCUCAGUCUUUAUCACUCCCACAUGUUCCUGUGGGAUAUCAAGCAAUCCAGCCAGUCCAUCGCCUACGGUCGCUUGUCUACCAACGCGCUCACUUGCGCAGCGGGUUCUCCUCUUACACCAGGACUUAUCGCUGUCGGUGGUACUUCUGUCGGCCAACGCGGUAUCAAACUCAUUGACACCCGCGCGGACUGGAGGCACGCAACUGGGCUUUCCUCCGCCCAUGACGGACCUGUGCGUAGCGUUUCCUGGUCGCCGUUUGUGGGCAGCUGGCUUGCUACUGGUGGUGAUGAUGGUGUCGUUCGUGUUUGGGAUAUCAGAAAUUUGAAAGAGACAGAGCCUGUUACCUGCCUGGCAGGACAGUCCAGCGGCAUUUCUUGGUCGAUGAAAACUCGUACCGCCUUGACAACCGCCUCCGCAGAUCGCAUCGUGCGUACCUGGGACUUCUCCGAAUCCCUCUGCUCAUCCACCUCGAGAACGCAACAGCCAUCAGCGUUUGAGCAGUCCGAGGCGUAUGUGUGGCUUCCAGAACAUGCUCGUCGCGCAGCAUUGAAACGGAAGGCGUUGUUUUAUGAUUUGCAUGGGCUUGAGCAGCCUGGGGAUGGAAACCUCGAUGGGGCACAUCAGAGGGUGUCGCAGGAGUGUAAGAGUGCUAUCGCCGGAUCAGCGAAGGCGAGGCAUAUUUGA
Saitoella complicata NRRL Y-17804 is the source of this 1404-nucleotide messenger RNA. Its product is annotated as WD40 repeat-like protein. Gene Ontology annotation, cellular component: nucleus. The transcript has 3 exons. Bases 1 to 1404 code for a protein of 467 amino acids. Gene Ontology annotation, biological process: regulation of gene expression. Gene Ontology annotation, molecular function: histone binding. NCBI's taxonomy places the organism in Eukaryota, Fungi, Ascomycota, Saitoellomycetes, Saitoellales, Saitoellaceae. The record is from RefSeq and is a predicted model, not a curated record.